AUGGUCGACUCUUCGUUUCUUACAAACACAACCUGUCUCCAUGUCUCCAAUCUAGAUGCCUCUCUUGAAUGGUACAUCAAAUCUUUUGGCGUUUCUGUCAUCAAGAGAACCCAACAGGAGAACUACAAAUCUGCAUUCAUUGCUUUGGAUUCCGACGGCCAUCCAAGUAGAGGUCUAUCCGUGUCUGCAAGAUCUGGUGUGAUUGAGUUGAGAGAAUUAUUGGGCGAGAUUGGAAAGAAGGCCACCGUUUAUGAUGGCAACCAGGAUCCGUACAAGGGGUUUGGCCACUUGUGUUUUUCCGUUUCCAACAUUGAAGCUGCACAGAAGAAGCUGCUCGAACAAGGUGUCCAAUUCAAAAAGAGAUUAGAAGAUGGGUCCAUGAACUUUGUGGCCUUUGUGCAAGAUCCAGAUGGCUACUGGGUGGAAUUGAUUGAAAACCAAAUCCACAAGGAGGCAGGCGUUUACAAUCUCCAAUCCAACCGGAUGAACCAUACCAUGGUGCGUGUAAAGGAUGCACACAAGUCGUUGGAAUUCUACAAGGGCGUCUUGGGGAUGAAACACUUCUCCACAUUGGACUUUCCCGACAUGAAGUUUAGCCUCUACUUUGUCGGUUACGAGCACAGUGAAGGCUACACAGAAAACAAGGAAGAUUUCACCCAACAAGCCUCCAGACAAUCUAUAAUCGAGCUCACCCAUAACUACGGAACAGAAAACGACGACUCCUUCCCUGGUUAUUACGUCUUUGGCAAGGACGACUCGGCUGUUGGCUUUGACCAUUUUUCCGUCUCUUGUAAGGAUCCCAAGGGGGUUGCCAAGGAGUUGAAGGCCAGAGGCGCAGCAAUUGUAGCCGAAACAGCAGAAGCUUUCACCAUUGCAGACCCAGAUGGAUGGAGAGUCCAAAUCCAUUCGUUGGAUUACUUGAACUAA
This is a messenger RNA of Pichia kudriavzevii, 927 nucleotides long. RefSeq lists its product as uncharacterized. The transcript has a single exon. Bases 1 to 927 code for a protein of 308 amino acids. NCBI's taxonomy places the organism in Eukaryota, Fungi, Ascomycota, Pichiomycetes, Pichiales, Pichiaceae. Gene Ontology annotation, molecular function: lactoylglutathione lyase activity; metal ion binding. The record is from RefSeq and is a predicted model, not a curated record.